This is a messenger RNA of Anopheles moucheti, 1716 nucleotides long. RefSeq lists its product as uncharacterized. NCBI's taxonomy places the organism in Eukaryota, Metazoa, Arthropoda, Insecta, Diptera, Culicidae. The transcript has a single exon. The record is from RefSeq and is a predicted model, not a curated record. Bases 1 to 1716 code for a protein of 571 amino acids.
AUGGCUUCCCAGGCAAGUGCAUCGCCGUUAGGACAGUGGAGUACCUUGGUGUGUCUUCUUCCGGUUGUGUUUAGCGGUGUGCAGUGUUUCGAUCAUUUGUCGCCCGGAAACGAGCUGCUGCUACCUGAGUUUGAGUUCGGGCACGAGUUUCGGCACGACAUUGAACGUGAUCUUCUGCCGCUUGAUGAACGAUCUUACUACUAUCAUGGCGAACCCGACGAAGGGCACGCGUUCCAGACCGAUUACAAUCUCGCGAAUCUGCGACCAAUUUCCCCGACACCGGCAUUCACGCUCGAUCCGUCAUACAUAUCGCCGGAAGAUGUUAUACCGGCGCGGGCCAAACGUGCUCCAAUGCGGCUGCUGCGAAGAAAACCAUCGAAACAACGCAAACGUGAACAGGACAAGGAACUGCUCUCCGAGGAAUACGGGGAUGGGGAUGAGGAGGACGUGGAGAAGAAUGAAAAACACGUCGACUCCGGCGAGGCUUCCGACGAUGUGGAAGAUUAUGCCGAACGGUACGAGCAGUUCAUCGCGAAACACUUUGACGAUUUGGACGCCAAGCGCAAGAAGUCGGCCCCACAGCGUAAGGCACCGGCGAAGAAACCGACCGAGGGGGAUGAUGCCGCAGAUGAGGAGGAGGAAGAGGACGGUGACUACAAGUUCGACCGGUUCGACUACUCCUCCUCGGAGGAUUACGAGCGCAUAAAGGCUGAAUCCGAAGAGCAAAGCAGACGGUUGGCGAAGGAUCCCAAAAACUGUCGCACGUACGAGAAGGACGGUAUGGUGUGUAGCGUCUGUCACGAUCCGGCCAGUGACAGUGCGUCGGAGAGCUGUGCCUAUGCAACAGAGCCACAUCACCGCAAGUACGCGUACGUUAAGGAACGAAACUACGACAGCAAAAAGGAUGACCCGAACCGGGCAAAGGUGGCCCAGGCUGAUGAGAAUGAAGCAGACGACGAGGAUGAAGCGGAACGGGAACACACGAGUGCCGAAAUACGCCCCGAACGGCAUACGGAUGUGGCCAUCGAGGGCUUACAUCCCACGCUGGCUCCGAAGCGCACUCCAACACGUCCGCUUCGUAAGCCAGCACUCCGCACGAAACCUCACCAGUCGGCUACCAAUGGCGGCGGAUAUCGGUACCAGCCGAUAGAUCUUCGUUCGAACCGUGCCAGCAUGAAGCUGAAGGCCGCGGACAGCGAGAACAUCUCCACGGCCACGGACGGCCAAGACGACGGUAACAUCUACGUGAUGGAUUACGCCGACCAAGACGAGGUGGCGAAGGUGCUGGCCGACUUUAAAACACGCGAUUGGUCCAACUGCCGCAAAGGUAAGCGGAUGGAGGACGGCGAUCUGACCUGCUACCAGUGCACGGAUGCGGCCGGUGUUAACCACGAGGAGUGUAUGUACGUUUCAGAGUCCCGGCUGACCGCGUCCGAGAUCGUACGGCCACCCCCUUCGAUGGUCGGCAAGCUGCGCAAACGGAAGAAGGUGGUGGCGCUGACACGAAAAGAGCUGGCCGCACUAGAGCCACCGGCAAGUGCCAUCGGGGGAUUGCCAGCGAAGGAGAAACAAACCGUCAAGCGGACGGUUUCGUUCCGCAGCUUCAUUACCGGUUCCGGGCGAGGUCACUCCAAGGCAACGCCCGUGUCGUUCGGUUCGGAUGGCGAUGAAAGGGUGAUUCACUACGAGCAUCACAUUUCCCACGAAGUCCCAUAA